AGUGGCUCAUCGAUAAUAAGGUGGCCAAAGAGGACGUGAUAGAGCCCGUGGAUAGACGGAUGCUGGAGGUGCUGAUGGGCGACGUCGAGCAUCUGGUCGUGUUUUUCUAUGAUGGAGACGACUGUCUCGAUUGCGACCAAAUACUACAGGAGCUCGAGAAUAUCGAUGACGAUACCGAUAAACACGGCAUUCAUUUCGUAAAAUGUGAAGACGACGAGUUUGCCCGUGAAAUGGGUAUCACAACAGUGCCGGCGCUGGUCUACUACGAGCAACGGCUGCCCUCCAUAUACGACGGCGACCUUCUGGACGAGGAGACGGUGUUGGAGUGGCUGAUCCGUCAGCGCCAGGAGGACACCAUCGAGAACAUCAACCGAGACAUACUGUUCCGAAUGGUGGCCGACAGGGAAUACCUGGCCGUCCUAUUCUAUAAGCCCGACGACGACGAGAGCGACGAAAUCAUUGAACACAUGGAGCGGAUAGACGACGACUGCGGCGAUUACGGCGUUCAGAUGGUACGGGUGGCCGACCCGCUCAUCGCCAAGAAGUAUGGGGUACGAGAGCCGCCGGGGCUCGUGUUUUUCCGUCGUGGUAGACCUAUAAAGUACGAAGGUGAUUUGUUUGACGAGGAGGAGGCCCUGGAGUGGCUGACCCGGCCCGAGAACAUGGAGCUGUCCGACGCCAUCGAAAAGGUCAAUCGCCGUAUGUUUGAGCGGUUGCUCUCCAGAAGUAUAUACCUGGCGGUACUGUUUUACACCAAACAGGACUGCAAACAGUGCGAUAAAGUGCUGGAAGAGUUGGAACGAAUCGACGACGAGGCGGACGGCGCGGGCAUUAAGUUUGUGAAGAUAGACGACACACAACUGGCCAAACAGUAUGGCGUGUAUGCGUUGCCGGCGCUCGUGUUUUUCAAACAGGGCGAUGAGGGCGAGCCCAUCAUCUAUGCCGGUGAUCUGAAAAAGUCGGAAAAAAUACUCGAUUGGCUGAUCAACCAAAAGGACCCGUCGCUGGACAAGAUCGAGGACGUGGACGCGCCGGCGCUCAGGAAACUCAUCGAGAACUCCGACCAUUUGGCCGUAUAUUUCUGUGAGUCAAAUGUUUUUAUAAGUUUUUUU
Molecule: messenger RNA, 1112 nt
Organism: Medioppia subpectinata
Lineage: Eukaryota; Metazoa; Arthropoda; Arachnida; Sarcoptiformes; Oppiidae
Source: the annotation of a GenBank genome assembly